AUGGCUUCAACGCUUCACCUUCCAAGACCGAGAUCUGCGGCAAGUUCAAGAUCUGCGGCAAGUUCCGUAAAAAGUGUAAGAAGUAGCAGAAGUGUAAGAAGUACAAGUCCAUCUUCAGUUGGAGGUAAUCGAGAUGAAAAAGACGCUUUAAGACCAUAUGUAGACGCCAUAGCCAAUAUGUUUAUAAGAAUAAGAGAAAAAGGAUAUAAUUUUUCAGCAGUAUCCGAUUGUAUCGAAGAAGAAAUAAGAAUGAAAAACCAUGAACCAGAACAAAUAUUUUUAUGGUUAUCAAGUAAUCAAAAUACAGCACAAUACGUAACUUUACUUGGAUUUUUUUAUUUUCAAGAAAUAGGAGUUCCUAUAGAUCAAAGAAAAGGAUUUUCAUUAUUUCUUUCAGCAGCGAAAAUGGAUUUUUUCGUAGCGCAAGAUUUAGUUGCAGAUUGUUAUGCAUUUGGACUUGGAACCACCAAAAAUGAAGAUUUAAGUUUUAUGUGUUUGGACUUGGAUAUUGUUAUGAAGCAGGAAUUGGAACAUCCAAGAGCAUUAUCAAAGCAUUUCAAUUAUACAAAAGAUCAUCAAAAAAAAGAAAAUAGGUCAGCAAUGUUUAUGUUGGCACAAUGUUAUGAACAAGGAACAGGAACAACUAAGGAUUUAGAACAAGCAAUUUAUUGGUAUAGAAAGGCUAAAGAAUCCGGAAACAGUGAUGCAGAAGCACCAUUACAAGAAUUAUUAGCAAAAACUACAAAUUCUGGAAGUCAAAGUCCAUUGCCACAGAUUAGUCGAGAUGAAAGUGACGCAAUUCGAAGAGUAGUUGAUGAGUUAAUAGAAAAUUUUGUUGAUAUGAAAGAACGAGGACAUCAAGAUGAAUUUAUAUCUCGAUUUAUUAACGAUUUUAUAAUUGAUAAUAAACGUCAACCUUUUCAAAUUUAUGAUUGGUUAUUAAAUAAUCAAAAUACUCCGCAAUACAUAACAUUACUUGGUUAUUUUUAUUUUGAUGCGAUCGGAACUGAAGAAGAUUUAAAAAAAUGUUUUAGUUUAUUUCUUAGUGCUGCAAAAAUGGACUAUUCAAUAGCUCAAGAUUUACUUGCUGAUUGUUAUAAUUAUGGUUUUGGAGCUCCAAGAAAUGAAGAUUUAAGUUUUAUGUGGUAUAAAAAAGCUGUCGAAGGUGGAAGUGUGAAUGCUGAAAAUGGUCUUGCUGGAU
Molecule: messenger RNA, 1201 nt
Organism: Racocetra persica
Lineage: Eukaryota; Fungi; Glomeromycota; Glomeromycetes; Diversisporales; Gigasporaceae
Source: the annotation of a GenBank genome assembly